AUGUCUGUGGAAUGGUUUCCACUUUCGAGUGUGAUCCCGUAUCUUGAGAAGUCCAAGAUUAAGGAGAUUGAGCUCACACAGCUUAUCACUGUGCUUGCGCGCGGAUCGACGAUCGAGAAUGCGUCCAAGGUCGAUUUGAACCAUCUCUGUGCUAGAGUGAAUACGUUCUUGAGCUCUAACGAUACAGAAUCUCGGUGGAUUGGAACCAAACUGGUGGUUGUUGUUUGUACACACCUGGAGAUUCUGAGUUCUGAGUACACAGCGAAUUAUCUGGGAUCCUUGAUCCGUAUUCUUGGAUCCAAAUGUUAUAUCAAAGAUGAAGCUUCUGCUCCAGUCCCUGCAAUCAAGACCCUGGAGAGCUGUUGCGACGCCUUGGAAUUUAUUAUCGGCAACAUUAGAGGUAAACAGACCCUCACAAGACAAACUUUGACCCCGAAACUACCAGCGAUCAUUGGAUCAUUGUUGGAAAACGUCACUUUAAUUCCUGAUAAAACCAUCUCGCUUCUAUACAACCUGUUGGCCAACAACUCCACCACGUUCCGUCCAUUUGGGUCAAAGUUUGAGACUGCCUUGGUUUCGAUCAUCAAUAACCAGAACUUCCAGAAAUUCGAUUCGGCCUUGCAACAUAAAAUCCUCAAGUCUCUGGCCCUAAUCUCUUUUAACCUGACCAAAAACAGCCCAAGCGAGCUCUGGAGAACGAGAUUCGACCAUUUUGUGAAAGAGCUGAAAUCCACUAUCCAGAUCUACACCGAGUUUAUGAGUUUGGAAGAGGAUGAAGACUUGUGGUUGCAAUUUAACGCACUACCGUCAAUCCCUGCAGACUUCCAGCCAACCUUCUCUCCGUUGCAAGUGGACUUGAACGAGAGCUCUGUUGAGGUGUUGAAGGUUGUUUCCCGGAUAGAGGUGCUGGUCAACUUGUUAGUUGAGUUUCUGGCCGUACCGACUCCCCAGGUGAAGGUUCCGUUGAACUACCUUGUCAUGAUCGGUCAGCUGUUGGUGGCCAUCAACCCGACAUUCACGCCAAUAAGAAGAGAUAUCAGAGACCCUACGCUUCGUCAGACUAUUGCAUACUCUGCUACUCUUCUGAACCAUAUCGGACUGCGGUUGCUGGACGUGCUGCCAAAAUUCUUUGGUGGAGACCUGCUACCACACCUUACAUCGAUUCUUUCGGCUGUUGACACUUUAGUGCCUGUCCAUAGAACCGACGGGAAGAUCAGUCUCAACGAGGCAGGCAUUGUGGACAAGUCUGAGCUGAUUUUCGCCAGUUUCCAAACCAGAAUUAACUACUUAGAGCUCGUGGAGGGUUUCUCCAACACGAGUGUUUUGAACAGAUCGAUAGAAACCGCAAUCAUUUUGCUGAAGCCACGUCUGCCAGACUCGCUUGCUAACGGUACAGAGCAGAAGCUGAAGAACGUUUCUAUUUCCGAUCUGCUUGCCGACCAGCAGCUAUUUGUCACAGAGCCAGCUGAUUAUCAAAAACAGCUUCUUCGCCAGUUCUUCAAGGUGCUGUUGACCAAAUGCCAGUUGAGUCUUCCUAAACAGACAGAUAUACUACGGAUGGUAAUUCUCGAUGCUGUGAACGGCGCUGAGGUUAAGGAGCUGUUGUAUGCCGCACUGUUGUUCCCUAACAAGGAAGCACAUGCCAGCGUGCUACCAAUGGUGAAACAGCUCUUGAGCAACGACGACGAGCUGAUGAGCGUAUUUUUGAACCCAAGACUUCCGCUGCUCCCCCAGAAACGGGCAAUUGAGAUACAGGAGCCCGAAGAGGAGCCAGAAGUCGAGGACUUGAAGAGACCGUUGGUUGAGGAAGAACGCAGUGUUAAAAAGGUGAAAAUUGAGGACCCGGUUGUUGAGGCCGAAGAGGAACCAGAACAACCAGAGGAACAAGAACAGCCUGAUUCUGACCACGAGGAGAUGAUCUUCAAGUCGGUCGGAACCAUUUCUAUCCCGGAGCCAACGCUAAACCAGCAGGUCGAGGAAGUCAAGCCGGAGCAGUCUCCAGAACAACCAGACGAGCCCGAGUCAGAGCUCGAGUCGGACUUCGAGAUCCCCGAAAUUGACGUGGAUGAAGACUAG
This is a messenger RNA of Ogataea philodendri, 2076 nucleotides long. RefSeq lists its product as uncharacterized. The record is from RefSeq and is a predicted model, not a curated record. Lineage: Eukaryota; Fungi; Ascomycota; Pichiomycetes; Pichiales; Pichiaceae. Bases 1 to 2076 code for a protein of 691 amino acids. The transcript has a single exon.